Molecule: messenger RNA, 4369 nt
Organism: Nothobranchius furzeri (turquoise killifish)
Lineage: Eukaryota; Metazoa; Chordata; Actinopteri; Cyprinodontiformes; Nothobranchiidae
Source: RefSeq, a predicted model, not a curated record
CUCGCCGCUGCUAGCUGCUGCGUUCACGGCCAGCCUUGCCUCUCGGCUGCGCUGUGACGUCGUUUCUAAUUUCCACCAUCGGGAUCUCUGCUGCCAGAGCCCGGCCAAGGCCUUCACGAAUCGACCGUUAAGCACCGUUGGCUUUUGGCAGAGUGGCUUCUUGUUCGGUUUCUAUCGUUUUGUUACACCGUUAGACCGCAUUGCUUAAGAAACAUGUCAGAAAAGCCUCCGCUGGAUGUGCCAGGGCCGCGGGGGGACAUGCGAGCUCAACUGAAGCAUUUCACCCCCGAGUCGGUUUAGUUCGGUGUAAUAUGUCACAUAUAUCAGUAAAAGUACACCUAAUUGACCCAGGUUGUCUCCUUUUGAGAUAUAAUAUCGAUAAACACGCCAGCCUAGCGGCGGAUUAAUGUAGUUUAAUACCGCAGUAAGCUAACUUGCGUGCUAGCUGAGCUCGCGCUGGUUGCAUUUCCACCCAUCCCCCGUCUCUACAACCAAAAACAAUGGCGGAAACCAGUUAGCCGUUUAGCUGACCAGUUACCUGGAUCUUAACGUCAUGCGUGUGUGUUCCAUUGUUUUGUUUAUCACCAACGAAUAUUUAGAAAUCUAUAAACACCUGGUCGACCUCGUGACAUGGUAGAUCAAGCUACACGUUAGCAAACGUCAGAUCAAUACUAGACCAUGAGAAGACAGAGGACUGAAGUAGUGGUGGAACUCAGAAAGAACAAGAGGGAUGAACACCUUCUGAAGAGGAGAAACGUGCCUCAUGAGGACAUCUGUGAGGACUCCGACGUCGAUGGAGAUUUCAGAUCACAAAACACCUCUCUUGAAGCAAUAGUACAAAAUGCCACCAGUGAUAACCAGGGCAUCCAGCUGAGUGCUGUUCAGGCUGCACGGAAGCUGUUGUCCAGCGACCGUAAUCCUCCCAUAGAUGACCUGAUCAAGUCUGGGAUCCUUCCCAUCCUGGUCCACUGCCUGGACCGAGAUGACAACCCGUCUCUCCAGUUCGAGGCAGCCUGGGCUCUAACCAACAUAGCAUCAGGAACCUCAGAGCAGACCCAAGCUGUGGUUCAGUCCAAUGCCGUGCCGCUGUUCUUGAGGCUGCUUCACUCUCCUCACCAGAACGUGUGUGAACAGGCCGUCUGGGCUCUGGGCAACAUCAUCGGUGAUGGUCCACAGUGCAGAGACUACGUGAUCAGCUUGGGAGUGGUGAAGCCCCUGCUGUCGUUCAUCAGUCCCUCCAUCCCCAUCACCUUCCUCCGCAACGUCACCUGGGUCAUGGUCAACCUGUGCCGUCACAAGGACCCCCCACCGCCAAUGGAGACUAUCCAGGAGAUCCUGCCAGCUCUCUGCGUGCUGAUCCACCACACUGAUGUCAGUAUCCUGGUGGACACCGUGUGGGCUCUGUCCUACCUAACAGACGCCGGAAAUGAGCAAAUCCAGAUGGUCAUCGAGUCCGGCAUCGUCCCUAACCUGGUCCCUCUGCUCAGUCACCAGGAGGUCAAAGUUCAGACCGCUGCCCUGAGAGCUGUUGGGAACAUCGUGACUGGUACUGAUGAACAGACGCAGGUGGUGCUCAACUGUGACGCCCUCAGCCAUUUCCCAGCACUCCUCACUCACCCGAAGGAGAAAAUCAACAAGGAGGCAGUGUGGUUCCUGUCCAACAUCACGGCAGGCAACCAGCAGCAAGUGCAGGCUGUCAUCGAUGCCAAGCUGGUCCCCAUGAUCAUCCACCUGCUCGACAAGGGAGAUUUUGGGACUCAAAAGGAAGCCGCCUGGGCCAUCAGCAACCUGACGAUAAGUGGAAGGAAAGAUCAGGUGGCACACCUCAUUGAGAAGCAAGUGAUCCCUCCUUUCUGCAACCUGCUGACAGUGAAGGAUGCUCAAGUCGUGCAGGUUGUCCUCGACGGUCUCAGCAACAUCCUCAAGAUGGCCGACGACGAAGCGGAAACCAUUGCUAAUCUCAUCGAGGAAUGUGGAGGUUUGGAAAAAAUUGAACAGCUGCAGAAUCAUGAAAAUGAAGACAUCUACAAACUGGCUUAUGAAAUUAUAGAUCAGUACUUCUCAUCCGAUGAUAUCGACGAGGACACCAGCCUGGUUCCAGAGGCCAUCCAGGGCGGAACCUACAGCUUUAACUCCGCCAACGUGCCAGCUGAGGGGUUCCAGUUCUAGACGUCACCCGGGCUUAUUCUGGAGUUUUGUUCACGAUGCAGCACUCUGUUCAACAUAAAACAAAUUGGGGAGAGAGAGAGCGAGAGAGAGCGAGUGUGAGAAUUUCGAUCCAUUGUGCUUGGCUCGUGGGAUCCAUGGCUGCAUCUUAUCUGAGAGAAAAAAAUAUGUGGAUUUCAUUUGGCAUUCCAGGGGAAGCAGCCCAAAUGAAGUUUGAGAUGGCGAGUGGGUGCGAGUGAGAAUGAGUGGCUACAUGUUGCUAGAAUAAAAAGAAAACAGUAAACAUCUACAUCAAACGCGUCGAGAGCGAGACGCAGACGUAACUUCUGCCAUUGGAGCCAUCGUCUUUGGGAAACUACUUCAACAAAAGACAAAUCAAACAAAAAUAAACUCAACAUCUGUCCAGGGAGAACCGAGGACAUUCAAACAUACGGAAUCAAGAAACGAACUGAGAUGAACCACAAACCAUCACAAUUCUGCAGUCCUCCAACGCGAGAGGGCGCCACCCUCGAUGCGCCCCUCCCUCAAUCGGCCACGUUUUGUGACUUGUGUGUGAAUGGACCCAUUUGUGUAUGAAUGUCUGGACUCAGUGCUGAGGAGCCAGGUUCAUCUCCUCCCAACGAAACGCCCCGACUGGGCACCCUCCCCUCCCCUCUCUGGAGGGCGGGGCCAGGAGUCCGGCUGAACGUGUCGCAUGUGCGAGAGAAUGGACGGAUGAGGUGUGUGUGCGCUUGGCUGCGUGCGUGAAUGGGGAGUGUGCGAGGCUGGGUGAAAAACGCAUGCAGAGACGAGGGAAAAAAAACGUCAAAACAUGUGAAACAAAAUUGAGAAACGCAACAAUCCGUUUAGCAAAGGUUGCAGGAAAGAAAUUCUGCCUUCGAUCGAGGCUGAUUCUCAAAUGUCUGAAAGGAAGAACUUUGGAUUUAUUAAAAAGUCAUCAAGGAUUAUAUUUUCUGUUUUGAAUUAAUGUUAAUUUAGUAUUAAUUGACACUGGACAAUGUUUAUGGCAGGUGUGGAGCAGCAGUGCAUUGGAUUAAGAUGCUUUUGGGCUUUUCUUUUUGCCUCCAGUGUGUUUCUUUUUUAUUUUUAAUUUUUACUUUAAUUUUCAGCUUUUAGUUUCACUGCUUCUGUAAAGGUGAACGAUCAUAUUCCAUCCUUCUGCCCAGACCCUAUCCUGAACACCUGACAUGGGCUUGAUGCUGUGAAAGUUUGACCCCCCCCCCCCCCCCCCUCCAUCACCAGUCAACCAAAUGACCCGUUCCUCUCACAAAACCACGUUCCUCAGCCUUUACAGCAACACCACUGCUUUUGCAGUACGGCUGCAGCAGCUUUCAUAACCACAGGAGAGGAAAACCACGGCCAUCCUGCGUAGAAUUGUGAAUCCUCCCCUUUGCAUGUACUAAACAACAGCACAGUUAUUUUUUAGGGUAUUUUAGUUCCCUUAGGCUGUGAAUACAGUGUAAUUUUUUUAUUUUAAGUAAAGCUGUGCUUAAAUGUUACAUGUUUCCCUUUCCCUGACUCCUCACUGUUGUCCGGUUUGCUAAAUAAUUAUUGUUUUGCACAUGUAUUGCAAAGUGAGGCCUGAAGUCUUUCUGAAGGUGUUGCUGCUGGUGGGUUUAAUAUGUUUUGACCUGCCCAGACACCCUUACAUUUAAGCAUCACUCAGCCACAGUCUGUGUUUUCUGGAAUGAUCCAAUGAUAACAUUUAGUGAUACUCGAGACAAUAAUGAGUUUAUUUCAGGAGCAGCGGUAGUGAAUCUAAUGUAUCUCAGCUUCACUGGAAGGGGAUUUAACCUCCCUGUUCACGGUCAAAGGUGUCCCAUGCGUCAGACUGGAGAUGUUCUAAUGGGGGUUUCCUGAAUCGUAAAUAAACCCAUGAACAGGUUUGCUGUAAUUGUAGUACCUUGCAGAGUCUUUAGCCCUUUUUUGCUCCUACAAGCUAAGUGUACAAGCUUACCCUCAUGUUUAUUUUUCUGUUCACUUCAAACACUAGUGAUGAUUACACAUUGUGCUCAAAACCUUUUGUUGAACAUAGGGGUACUUUUUUGUUUUAUUUUAUUUUUUUGCAGCAUUCCUUGUUAGCAAAGUGGUUUCAAAUCAAAAAUUAUGACCUGGAAGGAAUAGAAAAAGCCUAUAAAACCUUUCAGGGGAUGUUGGCUACCGGCUAAGUUGUCUUUAAGAAAAAUAAAUAGUGAAACACAAA